This is a messenger RNA of Suillus subaureus, 153 nucleotides long. RefSeq lists its product as uncharacterized. Lineage: Eukaryota; Fungi; Basidiomycota; Agaricomycetes; Boletales; Suillaceae. The transcript has a single exon. The annotation marks the transcript as partial. The record is from RefSeq and is a predicted model, not a curated record.
AAGGCAAUGUCGAACAUUCAGGGCCGUGGCGGUGUCCUGUUGGCAGGAGCGUGGCUUGGGUAUGGAUUUCAUGAGGCCGGGUUUACGUCCAGUUUGCGCGCCGUCGUGGAGCAUAUCCAUGGUAUUCAGCUUCUUCGAUAUAGCUGGUGCUGA